Fusarium sp. VM40 is the source of this 1911-nucleotide messenger RNA. The record is from the annotation of a GenBank genome assembly. Lineage: Eukaryota; Fungi; Ascomycota; Sordariomycetes; Hypocreales; Nectriaceae.
AUGAGACGAUUUUCGACCGCGGUGAUCAUCACAGAUCCCCUCGUCAAGUAUCAAACUCAUGUAGCCGCUGGUCUUUACGCCCCGGAUCCGUCUCAGCAUCGACUUGCCAGGCACUUACAUAAGAUAUAUCUUCGCAUCAAGGACUAUUCGCCUCAAGCUGAGUAUCGCCAACGUUUGAAACAGGUCGCCCGUUUGACUGAGAAGGAGCCCAAGGAAGAUGACGAGGACAAGGGCAAUAUUCUUGCCUUGCGCAAUCACUCUAUAUGGCGAAAUCCGCUGUUCGAACACCUCCUCGCAACGCCUGAAGGGAAAGAGAGUCUCGCCUUGACUAGGGUACUGAUGAACCAUGAGUCGGCGAUUGAAAUAGACUCGCCCAAGGGUUUAUUCCUUUCAGGAGAAGUAGGCACUGGAAAGUCAAUGCUUCUCGACUUACUUGCUGAUGGUCUGCCAACUGAACGGAAGCGGAGAUGGCACUUCAAUACGUUUAUGCUCUAUACCAUCUCCCAGCUCGAGCAUCACCGAAAAGCAAACUUCAGAGCAACAGAGACUGAAACCGAUUACUCUAUCUUGUGGAUGGCCAAGAAGCUGGUCGACGAGUCGCCCAUUCUGUUCCUCGACGAGUUCCAGUUGCCCGAUAAAGCAGCCAGCAAGAUCCUCAGCCAUCUCUUCAUCGCCUUCUUCCAGAUGGGCGGCGUCCUCAUCGCAUCUUCAAACCGCAUGCCGGAAGAGCUUCAGAAUGCUAUUGGCGUCGACUACACACCCGCCCCAACAAAGGGGUUGAUUCGCAAGUUUUUCGGUGGUGCAAUGCGUGCCCAAGGCGAGCUGUAUGGCUCAACUAGCGACUUUGCAAACUUCCUCGAAGUUCUAAAGGCUAGAUGCGACUUUUGGCAAAUGGAAGGCGCUACAGAUUGGCGAAGAAAGGAAGAAACACACAGUCCUUCUGUUAUGACUGGAGAAGCCGUUGAGGGUGAACCCAUGGUGGAAGAAGUCAUCACUCAAGAAGAGCCCGAAAGGAUAACGAAGAAGCCGGUCAAUUAUUACCUGUCAACAGAUGAGCAGGAUCCAUGGCGAGAGCGAAUAGAGACUGCUCUUACAUGGAAAGGCCCUCAGCCACUACCGUGGGAGCCAUCAACCGUCGUGGUGUAUGGGCGAAAGGUCCACACGCCUCGUCAUUACAACGGGUAUGUUUUCUGGGAUUUUGAGAAGCUCGUCGAAACAUUUGGCCCAGCUGAUUAUAUCACGAUGGCCUCUACCUAUCAUACCUUCAUUAUCGAUAAUGUUCCCAUUCUUACGCACGCAAAGAAGAACGAGGCUCGACGGUUCAUCACGCUCCUGGAUGCGCUCUACGAAGCCCGUUGCAAACUGAUCAUCAGGGCCCAGAACCCACCGGAUACUCUGUUCUUUCCAAAGAAGAAGGCAACCACAGCCGGGAAGUCAAACAAUCCCAACGAGCCCGAUGAUCUCAUUUCCGAAACUAUUGCCGAAGUGUACCAAGAUCAGAUGGCUCCAUUCCGACCCAAUGUGGCAUACUACGACACGAAGAAUAGCACUGCAUCAUACGAUCCAGACCAGGACUCCGACUUUGGAAUACAAACGAAACCAGUCGAUUUCGCAAACACCAGCGCCUUUACCGGAGAAGACGAGCGUUUCGCAUAUAAGCGGGCAAUCUCCCGUCUGUGGGAACUGUGCAGCGCACAAUGGCAUGCUAGGACAGGAGAAUGGUGGCAACCACUGCCCGUUGAGGCAAGGCAUUGGGAGGGUGGUGCAAUCUCACAGCGCAUUCAACACCAGAUUGGUGCAAGCCGAUUGACCAAGGAUGAGGGCAUGGGCCAGAGUCUGGAGGUUGAUGAGUUGGCUGGACUGUCGAAGUGGAGGGUGGAGGAUUUGAAGAAGAACGAGAAGAGUAUGUAG